GCUACAACAGAAGGAGGUGUUCUCAGAAUUCUGCUUCUCACCAUUAGCUGGCAUCAUUCUUUUCCUGCCCUAAUGUAUGUGGAGUACUGUGGUUUACUCAGCGUUCAAACUAGUCUAGCUGUUUAAGAUGAAAACCACAACUGUACAACUAUCUGGGAGCUAGUGAACGAUUUCUACCUCCUCUUUUUCCCUUCCUAUUGACACAAAAGGUGAUACUGCAAGUUGUUAGAAAAACCAACCAACCAAAAAAAAAACCAAACCCCAACAUUUUGUGAAGCAGCCUGCCAUGUGGAUAAUUUAGCGUUUUUGUUACUGUGGAGUUUUGAGACUUGGCUCUCAAAUAGUUCCGUGUUUACUCAGGAAUGCUGCAGCCAAUUGCAAGAAUGGAGAGAAGAGGAAAAUGUGUUAAUUAUCUGCAUAAGAUGUUCAUGUUUGGUGCCACAUUUCAUGUGUUUUUAUAUCCACUGAAGCAAAGUGAGGAAAGUGCUGUGCUGGGGCAGUGUGUGUGCAUGGCUUAGAGCUGAAUAGAUGGAAAUGGUUAAAAGGGGUUCUCUGCUAGAGAGGAGGAGGGGAGAGUAAGAGUGCAUUCCCAAAAAAGUACAUUCCCAAAAUAAAAGGCUUACAUCAUGGACCUCUUCAGCUUUCCCACACUUCUUUCCUAAUUAUUGUCCUGCAGGACAGCUGAUCUAUUUCAAACAGGAAGCUGUUUACAGAUAACACUUGCAACUGUUUUGUCUGAUUUGUUGAACUGUCGAAAAGCAAAAGACAACCUCUUUUCAAAUUAAAAACUGUCAGACUUCUGUAAACAGCAGCAAUGAGGUUCAUCUGUGCAGUGUCCCUGCAGGCACAGAGCGUUCUGCAGUUCCCGUUUUCUCAGGAACCAUAAGGAGUCAGUGACCUGUAAGUGCUCAUUAUGAAGAGAGAUCUGGUUUUCUUGGUGACUCUAAUUAGCCUUGCCUUCCUGUCACUGCUAAGGUCUGGAUAUCCUCAACAUAUUGCAGAGGAGUCCUGCUCUGUUCAAAUUCUUGUUCCAGGCCUCAAAGGGGAGGCUGGAGAAAAGGGGGAGAAAGGUGCUCCAGGUCGUCCAGGCAGAGUUGGGCCUCCAGGAGAAAAAGGAGAAAUGGGGGACAAAGGACAGAAAGGCAGCAUGGGACGGCAUGGAAAAAUUGGUCCUAUUGGUUCAAAAGGUGAAAAAGGAGACGUAGGUGACAUAGGACCACCAGGUCCUAAUGGUGACCCAGGCAUCCCCUGUGAGUGCAGCCAGCUAAGGAAGGCUAUUGGUGAGAUGGAUAUCCAAGUGGCCCAGCUGACAACGGAACUAAAAUUCAUAAAAAAUGCACUGCCCUCCCCCGCAGCUGUUGCUGGUGUGCGUGAGACAGAUAAUAAGAUAUAUCUGCUGGUGAAGGAAGAGAAAAGAUACAAGGAAGCCCAGCUCUACUGCCAUGGAAGAGGAGGGACGCUGAGCAUGCCCAAGGAUGAGACUGCCAACAAUCUGAUCGCCUCAUACAUCAACCAAGCUGGGCUCACCAGAGUUUUCAUUGGGAUUAACGACUUAGAGAAAGAGGGAAAUUUUGUCUAUUCUGACCGAUCACCCAUGCAGACCUUCAACAAAUGGCGCAGUGGGGAGCCCAACAAUGCCUAUGACGAGGAGGACUGUGUGGAGAUGGUGGCGUCUGGAGGGUGGAAUGAUGUUGCGUGUCAUAUUACCAUGUAUUUUGUGUGUGAAUUUGACAAGGAAAAUGUGUAAGCUUGUCUGCUCUUUCUUUAUUUCAAGAAAAGAUUUUAAGCCGAUUGUACAAGUUACUCCAUGUUUAUAAAGUACAAAUGAUAUUUUGCAAGUAUGUAGCGUCAACGUUGUACAGCUGUAAAUACAAUUUAGGUAUUUCAAAUAUCAGUAUUUACCCUUCAGAAGGGAAGAGCAAUGAUGAGACAUAGCUUGGUUUUUCUGUAGGAAAUACAUGUAUUUAGAUAAAAAUGUGGUUUGGGGCCAGAUUCUGCCGUCACAACAGUUAACAUAUGUGACUGGGUGACUGUAAGGGAAGGCAGAAUUUGGCCUCUAGUUGUCAGAAUGAUUAUUUCUGAAGAAGUAGAUUCCUGAUAUUCUUUUAUCUUAGCAAAAUUUGUAGCUAUAAAAGUUAAUUGCUUGUAGUGCUACAGGGAUAUUUCCGUAACAAGGCAACUAUUUUGUAUACUCCAGUUAAUAAGUACAAAUAUUACUGUAAGGUUUUGGAUGUGAAGGUGUCACAACUCUCUUCUUUUUAAAACAGCCAAAGCAAACCAACAAAUCAGGAGUCCUACCAAUUUUAUAACGUGACUUUAUUAAACUGUUCACAGCUGUAUAGGAGACACUUAAGUAAACUGUGUUUCAGUGCUGAGAGAGGACAGAGUUCUUAUAAUUUAGUAUUGAAAGAGGGAUCCAGCCAGAUGGCUGUUUUGGGGUUGGCUAAAGGUAAAUGUGAGAUUUUGGUUUUCUGCAUUCUGUAACUGAGAAUGAUUCAGCGCAUGAACUAUUUAGGCCCCAAAUAAUUCUUAAAGUACAUGCAUUUCACAUUUGCAUAAGGUGAUCUUGGUGUAUCUUGUUACAAACCAAACAGAAUACCACUCUCCACAAUUUAAUGCAGGCUUCAUAAAUAGAUAACGAAUUGUCAGAUUGUAAGGUUGACCCCCUGAAAAGCAGCAAAAGUUUCCAAGAUUUUCCUCACUGUGUAUAUAGCAGUAAUAACUAACUUUGCACAAAUGAUUUUUGUACCACAUUUACAAUUGCAUGUGAUGGGAAAAUGUGAUAUGCAUUAAAAUAAAACCCAACAACAUAAUUUCACAAAGGAAAUACUUUGGAUCUUCCUAGGAGCCAGUUGCACGACGUCUUACCUUCCUGUCAGGCAUAGAAAGAUUGCUUCAGAAUCUCUGACUGUGUUUCCUCAGCAGUACCUUGCAGAGUGUUUUAAGUUGAUUUUUAAGGAGGAACGAUCCUUUGUAUAACAUAGUAAUCAAAAUACGUAUCUGAUCAUUAUCAGAGAUUAGUCUACAACAUAUCCACAGAGGAUGUGGCAUGUGGUUCCAGAGAUUUCCCUGUAGCAAAGCAAGACCAACUCAUAUCAACUCUACAGUGCUGUGGUAUAUAAAUAAUUAAUGACCACACAAUUCUAUUCAUAUCCACAGAAUCUGAAAAUACUUGAUGCAAUGCUGUUAUUUUAUACCUAAGAAAACAAACCAUUUUGAUUGCUAUAUUUGCUCUGUGAAUUUGAAUCCAUUAUAUAUAUAAUUUUAUAUAUAUAAUGGAUAUUAUUAAUAUUAUUUUUGAAGAUCAGUAGGAAAUUCCUCUAUUAUUUGAGUAUCAGCCUGGCUCCAGAGCAGUAGUUCUAAGAAGUGAACAUUCAUUUGAUUGCUUUGCUUUCUUUGCAAUAAAAGUAGGUAUCAGUCCUGUAUGUUAGGCAUUCUUCCAACUGUAUAUUGAAAUCUAUUAAAUAAUGUGAAUAUGGUGCUACAAUAAUAUUCAAAGACUCUUUACGGAUUUUGCAGGAAGCUAAGAAUUUCAUGGUAUGAGUUGUUUGUUUAGAAUAGUGCCUUUUGAAUAUCAUGAUUGUUUCCUGCCUGCUGCAGAAAUCCUCAGAAGCUGUUUAAAUCUCCAACAUACUUUUGUUGAAUCAUUGUAGCUGUAUUAAAACAGACCAAACCUGAAUUACAGAUACCUGGAGCUCCCUCAUUAUGUAUGUGCUGAAGUUGCUAACUUUAUUGUUCACCCAGGUUUUGAAAGUCUCUAUUGUAAUGUUUGAUUUCCUCAGAAACAUGAAAAGAGGCCUUUUGAGAAGGUGGGAAGCUUUUUCAGAUGCCAAAUACUCCCAUGUUUAUAAAGAUUGAUUUGACAUGUAGAGCAUUUAAGCAGUCUCAAUUCCUGUUAAAAUUUAAGAUUAAAAAUAAAGGCAAUGGAGAA
Molecule: messenger RNA, 3931 nt
Organism: Pezoporus flaviventris
Lineage: Eukaryota; Metazoa; Chordata; Aves; Psittaciformes; Psittacidae
Gene: COLEC11
Product: collectin subfamily member 11
Exons: 7
Coding region: 914-1747 (277 amino acids)
Source: RefSeq, a predicted model, not a curated record